Messenger RNA from Cuscuta epithymum, 1972 nucleotides. The record is from the annotation of a GenBank genome assembly. NCBI's taxonomy places the organism in Eukaryota, Viridiplantae, Streptophyta, Magnoliopsida, Solanales, Convolvulaceae.
UGGCUCCCGUUUCUUCUUCAAUCUCCAUGCAAAACUCCAACGCCUUCGUUCCCACUCAAAGACCGAAGAGAACCGCACUGAUCUAUCGCUAAUUAAUACGAUUGAUCGAUCGAUUCGCAGAAGACGAAGAAGAAGAAGUUGUGUCGUCUAUCUCAAAUCUUUCUUCAAUUUUCUCCGUCGCUGCUUUUGAGUUCCAAAAAGGAGGUGACAAAAGAUGGAAGGAGCAUUUAAGGUUAAAUCGAUUGUCAUUGACAAUGGGUCUAGAGUGACCAAGGCUGGGCUUGCGGGAGAUGAUGCUCCAAUAGAUGUUUUCCCUAGCGUUGUUGGUCGGCCUCGCUAUACGGGUGUCAUGGUAGGCAUCAGUCAAAAGGAUGCAUAUGUAGGAGAUGAAGCUUUGGCUAAGAGAGGUAUUUUACGCUUGGGGUCCCCAACUAAGCAUGGUAUUGUUACAAAUAUGGAUGACAUGGAGAAAAUAUGGCACCACACAUUUUAUAAUUCCCUUCGUGUUGCUCCAGAAGAGCACCCCGUGCUCCUAACCGAAUCUCCUCUGAACCCUAAGGCUAAUCGUGAAAAAAUGACAGAGAUUAUGUUUGAGACAUUCCAGACGCCUGCCAUGUAUGUUGCUAUUCAGGCUGUUCUUGCCUUAUAUCUAAGUGGUCGUACCACAGGUAUGGUUUUGGAUUCGGGUGAUGGUGUCACUUGCACAGUUCCCAUCUAUGAGGGCUAUGCUCUCCCACAUGCCAUCUUUCGUCUUGAUUUUGCCGGUUGUGACUUGACGGAUCAUUUGGUGAAUCUUUUCAGGGAGAGAAGUGACGGUUACUCCGAGAACUUUCGUAUGUUGUACAGGUUUCGAGAAUAUUUUGUUGACAUCAAGGAGAAGCUUGCUUACAUAGCACACGACUUUGAGCAGGAGUUGGAGACCUCAAAAUCUAGCUCUACGGCGGAAAAGAUCUAUGAGCUUCCUGAUGGGAACAAGGUCACUAUGGGUGCUGAGCUGUUCCGUUGCACUGAGCCACUUUUCAAGCCUUCGAUGAUUGGAUUGGAUGUUGCAGGAAUUCAUGAGACCAUGCACAACUCUGUGAUGAAAUGUGAUGCUAAUAUUGGGGAGGAGCUUUAUGGUAACAUUGUGCUUAGUGGUGGUAAUACCAUGUUCCCUGGCAUUAUUGAUAGAAUGACCAAAGAAAUGACUUCUUUGGCCCGUAGCAACAUGAAGAUUAAGGUUGUGGCACCACCUGAGAGGCAAAACAGUGCUUGGAUUGGAGGCUCCAUCUUAGCCUCUCUCAGUUCAUUCGAACAGAUGUGGAUUAAAGGAACUGAGUACAAUGAGUACGGUCCAUCGAUUGUGCACAGAAAGUGCUUCUAAUUCUUCGAUAAACAUUGUUUUCAUAUACGUUUCCUUUUUAUGUUCACAUGGGAAAAUGAUAUUUUAGAUAUUUUGUGCUCAAUAAAGUGAUAGGUCAUGAUAAGUCUUGAGAGAGGCCUAUAGUCAAGAUGAUAAAGGAAGUCUGGCCCCUGAUACACCCUUGAGCUGGAGUUUCUUUCUUGGACCCUCAACUUGGGGAGACGCCAAUGUGCAUUGGGGUGCUCAGUUUUGGUGAUAAGAGGUCAUCACUCGCGUUGUACCAAUCGAUGAGGGCUAUGCUCUUUUGACUCUGGUGAGGAGGUCAUCACUCGCAUUGUACCAAUCUAUAUGAGGGCUAUGCUCUUCCAUGUGCCAUUUUGUUGGCUGUGACAUCACACCUUGUUUGGCAAAAUCUAUGGUAAAGACAACCAACAUCAGUUAUGCCCUUUCUUUUGGUAUGUUGCGCAAUCUGUAUUCAUGGGCUCCUUGUAUGAUUAAGUGGUGUUGACUUGUGAGUGACGUCACUCAGUCAUACGGCCAGGGGCGGAUGCACGUUUAUCUUAAUGGGGGCACAUGCCCCCAACAAAGUCUAUGUUUUUAGUUCUACAAAAUGAUAUUUUAUUAAGUAUA